Molecule: messenger RNA, 1695 nt
Organism: Drosophila ananassae
Lineage: Eukaryota; Metazoa; Arthropoda; Insecta; Diptera; Drosophilidae
Gene: Pex13
Product: probable peroxisomal membrane protein PEX13
Exons: 3
Coding region: 259-1536 (425 amino acids)
Biological process (GO): protein import into peroxisome matrix, docking
Cellular component (GO): peroxisome; peroxisomal importomer complex; peroxisomal membrane
Molecular function (GO): protein binding
Source: RefSeq, a predicted model, not a curated record
UUUUCCCCGCGGGCGGAGCUGCUGUUUUUUUUGUUUUCUCCGUCCCUAUCUUUAAUUACUAAAAAUUUUGGACAGAAAUUAGCUUUCGCAGGAGUUCCGGACACUGAUUUUAAAGCAAGUAGUAAGCAACCAGCUCAGCUCCACUCGGCACCGCUGCUCCCAGCAGCAGUUUCCAGAUAACGAUAAAAAGCAAACAAAUACAGUGGGGCAAAGUUCAGGGAACUUUGUCUUAUCCGGAGUCAGUAAGAAUCCGUUGCCAUGGUCGACAACAACAAUCUGCGUAGUGCUGUGAUCAGCGAAACGCCCCUGCUGCCCCCCACGACCAGCGCUGGCGCAGGACUGUCUGGAGGCACCCCCCCGCCGGAAGCCGUUCUGCGGACCCCAUAUGGAAACGUGCGUGCCCUGCCCGGACCUGCCCAGCCGCCACCCCUCCCCCAAUCACCGUUCCAGCAAUCCCAGUUCGGUUACGGCGGUGGAUAUGGCGGUAACAGCUACGGCCUGGGUGGUUUCGGCGGCUACAACAGCGGCUCAUUCGGAUACGGUGGCAUGGGAGGAUUCGGCAGCGGGUACGGUUUCGGCGGUGGAUAUGGAGGAGGUUUUGGAGGCGGAUACAGCCGUUUCGGGGCCCUGGGCCCCAACGAUCCGGAGCAGCGCUUUAUACAGAUGGCAGAAGCGAGCUCCCGUCCAGCCUUUCAGAGCAUAGAAUCACUGGUGUCGGCCAUCGGGAACAUUGCCUCGAUGUUAGACUCUACCUUCUUCGCCCUAACCAGCUCGUUCCGUGCGAUUCUCGGUGUAGCGGCUAACUUCGGACGACUGCGAAGUGUGUUUGCCCAGUUCUGGACUACUUUCGCUAUCUUCCGAGGCCUCAACUGGAUUUACAGAAAGAUUCUAUACUGGCUGAGAAUCUCCAACCUGGACCCCUCAUCUGCGGCCUUUAAAAAAGCGUUUGCCGAGGCGCUUAACGAAAACAACUCCCAGUCCGGGGGAGCGCCCAAUGUACCGCGAAAAGGAACCUCUCCCUGGCCUGUGCUGGCUUUUCUGAGCUUCAUCUUCACAGCUCCUUAUUUGAUCAUGAAGCUGCUGGGCACAGUGACAAAUACCGCCCAGGAGGAAGCCCGUAAUCCAGCCAAGUGGGUCGCUCCGAUUCAGACUCAGGCUAUUUACGACUUUUUGCCUCGCGGCCAAAGUGAGCUCUCGUUGCGCGCCGGACAGACGCUUCAAGUGGCUCCACGCGAGAUCCAACAGACACUCAACCUGCUCAACUCUGGCUGGGCCCUGGCCACCACAAAUGGCCAAACCUCAGGCAUUAUUCCAAUCAACUAUGUGAAGUCGCCACAGCAAAUGCGGCAGGAGCUCCAGGGUCAGGCAAAAGUAAACCAGCCGCAGCCUGGUCUGAUGGAUUUAUCCUCAGGUGCCUUCCCUGCUCCGCCAAUGGAUAGCCAAAUGAAUUAUGACUUCAAUCUGGCCGCCCAGCAACAGGAGCCCUUGGGUCCACCCUCCACGACAGAUGCGGUGCUUGAGGAGGGAUUCGCCUAAUCUGAUUACAUCCCAGGGAUCAUAGUUUUAAGUUUAGUUACGUUUUGGUUCAGUUGUAUGCGCUUGUAUUUUAAGUUAGCCUUCUCCUGUUUGUACAUUUCCAUUUAGUUGUUACUGUCAAUCAUUCAGCAGAUCCCAAUGAACUUAAGUAAACAUAAA